Molecule: messenger RNA, 878 nt
Organism: Raphanus sativus (radish)
Lineage: Eukaryota; Viridiplantae; Streptophyta; Magnoliopsida; Brassicales; Brassicaceae
Exons: 3
Coding region: 82-825 (247 amino acids)
Source: RefSeq, a predicted model, not a curated record
AUUAUGUGUGUUUUGUAGCAAGAGUUCAACUGGCACCCCGAUCACACGGAAACAGUCCGUAUUAGAUUCAAAGCUAAGGCCAUGGACUCUUAUACAAAGCAGGUGAACGCGUGGAAGAAAGUUUGGCAGAAGAACAAGAGGCCACGGAACAUCAACGGGAGGGUGUUCGAGCAGUUGAUAGUUCAUUGGCAGAAGGACGAAACUGCAGAGACGUCUUCUAGGAACUCUAAGAACCGGAAGAGCGAUCGUGGCGGGAAAGGUAUGUAUGUGCACAACCUCGGGGCUUGCUCUAUGUCUACUAAGGAAGAUGAACUUAUCGAAGCAAAUGACGGUAAUCCCGUUGAUCGACUCCAACUCAUUAAGGUGGCUCACACUAACAAGACGACGGGUCAAAUUCAGGACCUCUUGAUCAAAGAUGUCGUUGAUUUGGUGGAAACUGAAAUAGCAUCUCAAUCUCAGCCUCUCUCUGAUGACGGCGAUUCAGUGGGAGCUUCAACCAACUUGUCCCGAUUGCAAAUAAAUGAGAUGGUUGAAAAGGCUGUUCCUAAAAGGAAAGGAGGCUUUUUAGUUGGAUUGGCCCGCCGUGCUUCUUCGUAUCCGGCAUCUUCUUCGCAGGUUCCGUAUGCCGAUCCCAUGAUUCUCGAGGAGCUACAUGACAAAGGUGAACGGAUUGUGGCAUUGGAGGAGCAGAACGCCACUAUCCAAGCUGAGAAUGCCACUAUCCAAGCUGAGAAUGCCACUAUCCUUGCUGAGUUGGCAUCCCAAAAGAAGACCAACGCCGAGAUAAUGGAGAAGCUAAACCGUUUAUUUGCUUCGAGUUCUUAGUUUUUUCUGAAUUUUAAAACUUUCUGAAUGUUUUUUUUAAUAUUUCGGUUUGU